GAAAGAAAAGGGAUAUGACCACUCUACGCAAAUUGAGAGCAAGGUACAGAGAUCUGAAGAAAAGGAAGAAAAAGAGGUAGGAAGAGAAAGUUGAAAUUAGGGGAGAUUAAGUAUGAAAAUCAGGCAUGGGAGUUUAUAAGGAAAGAUUGGAAGAAAAAGGAUAGUAUAACUGAUGCAUUUAGAAUUGAGGAAUGGAAGUAGCAUUUCAUGGAAGAACUAGGGGAAAAGGAGUACAAAACGGAGGGUCUAGGAGAGGGAUAUGAGACAGGAACAAGUAUACGAGAAGAAGAACCAACGGAUGAGGAAAUUGACCUGCAGAUAUCAAAGCUAAAGAGAAGGAAGGCAAAAGGAGAAGACGGAAUAAAAAACGAAGCCUGGAUAUUUGGGAGGGGAAAAAUUAGGACUCGGUUGAGAGAGGUAAUUAGAGAGGUGAGGAGAGGUGAAUAUUCCGUAGAAGAUUGGAGGGAAGGGCUAAUAGCGCCGAUAUAUAAGAAAGGAGAAAAGGAAAAUAUCAAGAACUACAGUGGAGUAACUUUGACCUACAGGGCUUACAAACUAUACGCGUCGAUCCUAAACGAGAGGAUAAUGAAGUCAGUGGAGGAGAAAGGGGGGUAUGAAGAUAACCAAGCAGGAUUUAGGAAAAAGAGAGGAUGUUAUGGACAACGUUUACAUUUUGAGAAAGACGAUAGAAAAGACCGUAAAGGAAAAAGGGGGAAGAGCAUAUGUUCUGUUCCUAGACCUGAAAGGAGCAUUCGACAAUUUGGACAGAAGGAUUCUGUUAAAAGCGAUGGAAAGGAUAGGAAUAGAAAAUGGAUAGGAAUAGAAAUGGAAAUUAAGAAAAUUACUAUUCGAGAGUAUAGUGGCAAAUAUAGCGUUGUAUGGCGCAGAAAUUUGGGGAUGGACGGAAAGGAAGGAGCUGGAAAGCUUGCAGAAGCAGUAUGGUAGGUGGGUAAUGGGCCUUGGUAGAGCAGUGCCAGGUUAUACAGUGAGAGAGGAGCUGGAUUUUUAUUUGAUGAGAGUGAGGGCUGGGGCAAGAGCGUUUAAUUUUGAAGAAAAAGUUAGAACAGAAGCAGGAAGAGAACUGUUGAGGAGAUGCGUGAGAGAAAGUGGGAAGAGAGGCGAGGAAAGGAGAGCAGGGGAUGAAGAGAGGGAAAAAUACCUAAAUAGAUGCGGAUAGUCGACUGCAGGACUAGAACUGGAGUGAUAGGAGAAGAGAAGAAGAUGGAGGGAGCUCAGGGAAAAUGACAGAGAUGUUCAGAAGCAGGAGAGGAGGGCGAUGAUAAAAGGGUCAAAAUUUAAGAGAGUAUGAUAGGAUAGUGACGGAAGGGAUCCCAGUUUAUUAGGAGAAGGAAGAGAAGAUGAAAAUAAGGAAGCUGAUGGUAGAGAAAGCAGAAGGGUUAGGAUGGAUGUUGGAAUGGAGAAGAAAAGUAGAAAGUGCAAAAUUCUGAGAACGUAACAUUACUCUAUUGGCUGAAUUCGCGUGGCUAAGUUUUGAAUUGCCAAAAUUCAAGAUGCACUAAUUUCAAC
Molecule: messenger RNA, 1527 nt
Organism: Cotesia glomerata
Lineage: Eukaryota; Metazoa; Arthropoda; Insecta; Hymenoptera; Braconidae
Exons: 2
Coding region: 208-945 (245 amino acids)
Source: RefSeq, a predicted model, not a curated record